AUGCUGCUAGCACUGGCACGUCGUUAUAGCAACGAGCGCUAUAGCGAUGGUCAAUGGAUGGUCAACGCCGUUAUAGCGGCAGCCACUAAAACCCUCCCUAAACCCUACAACCACCACAGAACUCUCACCACUUGCGCCUCCAAAAACCCAUUAACCGACGUCGUUCAUUCGGGUCAACCCGACCCGGAUGGACAUUCAUUCGGGUCGUAUUUCGAUGCUGACGAUAAACCUCGGGAAGAGUGCGGCGUUGUGGGUAUAUAUGGCGACUCUGAAGCUUCUCGUCUUUGCUAUUUAGAACUUCAUGCUCUUCAACACCGUGGUCAAGAAGGCGCUGGAAUUGUAUGCGUUAAUGAUAACGUGCAUAAGUCGAUUACUGGUGUUGGGUUGGUUUCUGAUGUGUUUAGCGAGUCGAAACUUGAUCAAUUACCGGGUGAUUUGGCUAUUGGUCAUGUAAGGUAUUCUACUGCUGGUGCAUCUAUGUUGAAGAAUGUUCAACCUUUCGUUGCUAGUUAUAGAUUUGGGUCAGUUGGUGUUGCUCAUAAUGGGAAUUUAGUGAAUUAUAAACAACUUCGUGGUGAAUUGGAGGAGAAUGGGUCGAUAUUUAAUACGAGUUCUGAUACUGAAGUGGUUCUUCACCUUAUUGCUAUAUCGAAAGCAAGGCCUUUUCUUUUGAGGAUUGUUGAAGCUUGUGAAAAGAUUGAGGGUGCUUAUUCUAUGGUGUUUGGUACUGAGGAUAAGUUGGUUGCUGUUAGGGAUCCUUAUGGUUUUAGGCCAUUGGUUAUGGGUAGGAGAAGUAAUGGUGCUAUUGUUUUCGCCUCUGAGACAUGUGCUUUGGAUUUGAUUGAGGCUAAUUAUGAAAGGGAGGUACUUCCUGGUGAGGUUGUUGUGGUGGACAAAGGGGUUCAGUCUAUUUGUUUGAUGCCUCAUCCCGAACGUAAGUCUUGUAUCUUUGAGCAUAUUUACUUUGCAUUGCCUAAUUCAGUGGUGUUUGGAAGGUCUGUUUAUGAGUCUAGGCGUGCUUUCGGGGAAAUUCUAGCUACUGAAGCUCCCGUGGAAUGUGAUGUUGUGAUUGCUGUUCCUGAGCAUAUUUACUUUGCAUUGCCUAAUUCAGUGGUCCAUAUAAAUACAUAUUUUGAACAAAAUUUUAACUGUGCAUAUAGAAGUGGAGUUGAGAGUUCUGAGUGGUGUGGCAUUGCUGUCAUUUAA
Molecule: messenger RNA, 1206 nt
Organism: Capsicum annuum
Lineage: Eukaryota; Viridiplantae; Streptophyta; Magnoliopsida; Solanales; Solanaceae
Product: amidophosphoribosyltransferase 2, chloroplastic-like
Exons: 3
Coding region: 1-1206 (401 amino acids)
Biological process (GO): purine nucleotide biosynthetic process
Cellular component (GO): cytoplasm
Molecular function (GO): amidophosphoribosyltransferase activity
Source: RefSeq, a predicted model, not a curated record